Messenger RNA from Exophiala viscosa, 1110 nucleotides. RefSeq names its product Sucraseferredoxin-like protein. The transcript has 2 exons. The coding region runs from base 1 to 1110 and encodes 369 amino acids. The record is from RefSeq and is a predicted model, not a curated record. Lineage: Eukaryota; Fungi; Ascomycota; Eurotiomycetes; Chaetothyriales; Herpotrichiellaceae.
AUGCCUCCCUUGCGGCCAUCGGUCCGCCAUCUCUUACGGCCCUUGAGAUCUACAGUUCGCUCUUCCGCCGCAUCCAUCUCCUCUCGUCCUCCUCCCUUCCCGGUCGUACCGACCUGUCCAGAUCCGACAUGCCCUUGCUCUGCGAUGCCAGAGGGGCUCGAUAUCGACCGGAAAAACUUUCUCAAUGGGACGAUGUCACCGCAUGCACAGCAUCUUGUCGUAUCCUCAGGCCGCUCAGAUUGGUCGAGCAAGAUCGAAGAUGAGAAGGAGACGGCUGCAUGGGGCAGAUUUACGGCGGACAUCAAAGGUCUACUUGGACGGGGCGGAGAGUUUCAUGAUCCUUACCACAACGACGUGAUGGUCAGCACCUCCUCAUUCACACCCUCAGAACUGGCCAACCAGGAGUCCAGUCUAGGUACAAUACCUCUGUCCAGCGCACCAGACCAAGAGAUCGUUGACGCCAUACUCUUUCCGGCAUUCCGACACUUCCGCGGCCUUACUUUGGAUCCAAAGGCAGACAUCUCCAGAAAACUCGUCAAGUCCUGGCUUCUCCCGGAAGAACGAAAACUCAAUCCUGUAUACUGGGACCUCUCGGAAUCAGAACGACGCGCAAAGUCUCGUGACCCAGCCCUUGGCGAUUCGUUACUCAGUCAAUCGGUCGAAGCACCCACGAUCCUGAUAUGCAGUCACGGCCAGCGCGACAGUCGUUGCGGCAUCUUAGGUCCUCUCCUCCACGCCGAGUUCACAUCGUACAUCAACGAACGGAAACCCAUUGGUAGAGGAAUAGAGCUGGAGUCCAAACCUGGCGCAUUUCUAGCCAGCUCCUCGUCCACAUCGGAAGAGACCAUCAAUGUUAACAUCGGAAUGAUCUCGCACAUAGGAGGCCACAAAUGGGCCGGCAACGUGAUCAUGUACAUCCCACCGACCUUCCAACAUCUUCUCUCAGCCUCGAGAAGUCCACAUCCUCUUGCCGGAAUGGGGAUCUGGUAUGGCCGCGUCGAGCCACGCCAUGUCGAGGGCAUCAUUGAGCAGACGCUCUUGCAGGGCAAGGUCAUUCAGGAUCUGUUUCGCGGCGGACUCGGUCAGGGUGGUGAGACAUUGAGGCUAUGA